Messenger RNA from Rhododendron vialii, 2431 nucleotides. RefSeq names its product peptidyl-prolyl cis-trans isomerase PASTICCINO1. NCBI's taxonomy places the organism in Eukaryota, Viridiplantae, Streptophyta, Magnoliopsida, Ericales, Ericaceae. The record is from RefSeq and is a predicted model, not a curated record. The coding region runs from base 236 to 2101 and encodes 621 amino acids. Gene Ontology annotation, molecular function: protein binding; peptidyl-prolyl cis-trans isomerase activity. The transcript is spliced from 20 exons.
AAUAUUCCAGCGAGAGCUAUCAACGACUCUAGUCAUCAUCGUCAACCUCUCCCCCACCUAAUCUCUGCGUCACCUAAUUUUCCACAAUUAUUAAGUCUUUUAAUUUUGCAAUUAGGGUUCUCCGCUACUUAGCCGGGACUACCCGAUUUUGAUCUUUUCUGCUGAAUUAUACAGAAACCCAAGUUGUUAAUUCUCUGGUCAGUGGAAUUCUACAGCAGGGGAAGAAUUCGUUGCAAUGGCUGAAGACCAAGAAACUGAACAAGUGCCUCAGAAGAAGAAGACCGAAUCCGAUGACGAUAAAAGGAGGAAGAAGCUUGUGCCUGGCGGAUUGAUGAAAGCUGUGAUCAGGCCUGGUGGGGGUGAUUCAAGUCCCGCCGACGGUGAUCAGGUCAUAUUUCAUUGCACGGUUCGGACUCUGGACGGAGUGGUUGUGGAGUCCACAAGAUCGGGAUUGGGAGGCAAUGGUACACCGACAAGGCAUGUUUUGGGUAAAAGCAAAAUGAUAUUGGGACUGCUAGAAGGAAUUCCCACAAUGCAGAAGGGUGAAAUUGCAAUGUUCAAGAUGAAACCUGAACUGCACUAUGGCGAGGAGGAUUGUCCCCUUUCAGUUUCUGACAGCUUUCCAGUGGAUGCUGAACUUCAUUUUGAGAUUGAGAUGAUUGAUUUUUCUAAAGUCAAGGUCAUCAGUGAAGAUCUGGGAGUUGUGAAGAAGGUAACAGAUGAAGGGCAGGGUUGGGAAUCACCGAGAGAACCUUAUGAAGUAAAAGCUUGGAUUUCUGCAAAGGCAGGGGAUGAGAAAUUGAUUCUGUCACAUACUCAAGGAGAACCGGUUUGCUUUACUUUUGGAAACUCUGAGGUACCGAAAGGUCUUGAGAUGGGAAUUGGAACAAUGUCACGUGGAGAGAAGGCUGUAAUUUACGUUUCCAAGCAUUACUUAACCAAGUCCCCUUUCAUGCCUAUGGUAGAUGGUCUUGAAGAAGUUCAUUUUGAAGUGGAGCUGGUUCAUUUUAUUCAGGUGCGGGAUAUGCUUGGAGAUGGGCGUCUAAUAAAACGGCGUGUCCGUGAUGGAAGAGGUGAUUUUCCUAUGGAUUGCCCUCUUCAUGACAGUCUAUUGCGCGUCCAUUACAAGGGUAUGCUUCUUAAUGAAGGAAAGACUGUAUUCUAUGAUACAAGAGUCGAUAACGAUGGCCAGCCUUUGGAAUUCAGUUCUGGAGAAGGGCUUGUGCCUGAAGGACUUGAGAUGUGUGUUCGUUUGAUGUUGCCCGGAGAGAUAUCUCUUGUGACGUGCCCUCCUGAUUAUGCGUAUGACAAAUUUGCAAGGCCUGCCAUUGUUCCAGAAGGUGCUCAUGUUCAAUGGGAGAUAGAACUUCUUGGUUUUGAGAUGCCUAAGGACUGGGAAGGUUUCAACUUCAGAGAGAUAAUGGCGGACGUUGAGAAGAUCAAAGGCACGGGGAACAGGCUCUUCAAAGAAGGAAAGUAUGAACUUGCCAGGGCAAAGUAUGAGAAGGUUCUUCGGGAAUUUAAUCAUGUUCAUCCACAAGAUGAUGACGAAGGGAAAGAGUUCGCAGAUACAAGAAAUCUAUUACACCUAAAUGUGGCUGCAUGCUAUCUCAAGAUGGGAGAAUGCAGAAAGUCCAUUGAAGCAUGCAAUAAGGUAUUAGAUGGAAAUCCUGUUCAUGUUAAAGCUCUUUAUCGUCGUGGAAUGGCCUACAUGUCAGCCGGAGAUUUUGAGGAAGCAAGGAAUGAUUUUAACAAGAUGAUGAGCAUUGACAAGUCAUCUGAGCCAAAUGCUAAGGCGGCACUUCUGAAACUGAAACAAAAAGAACAGGAAAUUGAGAGGAAGGCCCGGAAACAGUUUAAAGGACUGUUUGACAAGAGGCCAGGGGAAAUUGCUGAAGUUGGAGCGAUUGACAAGGAAGAAGAUGAGGUUUCGGGAGAAAAUCAUGAGAGUGGUGAUUCAAAGGAUCUAGAUGGGGAUAACGAGGAAGAUCACGUGGCUGCAGAUGCUCCACCUCCUCGAAGGAGUUUCUUCUCCCAUUUGUGGCCCACUGGUAGAAGAGUAUUCAGAGCGAUCGGGGUUGAACGAUGUUCAAUCCUAUGAGUAGUAUAUGAUAGAUUAUGUCGGAAACGAACGCUCCUAACACUUGAAAUUAGCUGCUGAUAAAAGAACACUUGAAAUUAGCCAAUUGUUUUGAUUUAGACUAAUCUGUGGUGUUUAAAUCAGAUUAAUUUGUCAAGGAGAAGCCCUUCAAGGAUACAGAACACACACUCUGAGAGAGAGAGAGAGAGAGAGAGAGAGAGAGAGAGAGAGAGCUGCUGCCGGUGUUCUCCAUUCGGCCCUUCAUCGCUUGUGUAAUAAAACGUUUUUCAUUGUUGUAGUAAUAUAUUUUUAACUUAUUAAUGAGUAAUUAAAGUAUAAAUUCGGUAGAAA